UAUUCUGAAAUCUUAAAAAGCUGUAUCAAAGACUGUUUCUAAAGUUUGUUGAAAGAAAGUUUUCAGAAUGGACGACGAGAUGCCAAGGAAAAUGGGGGCAUACCCGCCUUACGCGCCGUACAAUGUAACACCCAUGCCGCCAACGGUCGAAGGCACUAUUGGCGCCGGCCGCGUAAUGCGCAUCAAAGCUAAGCCGAGAUACCUUAAGUCGGGGACCAAGCCGCCAAGGCCAGCAAGACCGGGUGGCCCAAUGAGAAUGCCAAAACCACUUGAUGAGGAGUACCUGACUCCGCGCGCAAUGAAGGCGCAUGCGCGAUGUAUGCGCAAACACUGUAUUGCUCUAACUGACCGACUCGAGCGCAUGGCCAAACCAUCGCGCCGUCAAGUGCUAAGCAUGUGGCGCGAACACCACCAUUCUCUACCCCCUGAAACGAUUGCUCGCCUUCGCGGAAUGUUGGAUGCAGAUGAGCCUUUUAAGCCGGAUCAAGCAUAUCAAUAUUUUACGAAUCUGAUGAAGGGGUCAGCAAAGUCCAAAAAGUCCGAAAACCCAUGCGAGAAGGUAAAGAGAGACUUGAUGGCAAUGGUCGGGGACCGACGGUUCUCUUGGGCACGUAAUGCGACAGUUGCCUUUGCACGCGGCAUACAACAGCGACUUUCCAGGCCUGGCAAAUAUAGAUUAGCUGACGGAAUGUUGCGAUUGUCUGACAUUAUACUUUAUGAAAUAUGCUGCUACAUGAAUUUAAAAACGCCUUCUCGCCGUUCCUCUAAUCCUAAGGCUAAAUUUAUGGUGGAGAUGGCUGACAAGAUCGCCGUAUGGAUAGACGAAAUUCUUUCGGAAUCCGACGAGCGAUUGCUGAUGAUGGAUUUCGAUGAAGAUGAAGAAGUGAGUGCCCUAGACGCCGGAGACGACGAAACGUCGCCACCGGCAGAGAACACGCCACUGGAAUCUAAAGAAGCCUCCACGACAUCCAAGAAAAAACAGCCAACCACCUCAGGCACUACAAUCACAACUCAAGGAGAAUCUGCUAGUAACAUUGAGUCCAAGUCCAAGUCUUCGCAACAAUAAUCAAAUCAAUUGACGACGCUGGCGACGCUGGCUUCACCGAUGAAUUUCUCGACAUGAUGGGAGGUGACGGACCGGCAACGUUAAUCUACCUCAAGAAGAAAACCUGCAAAAUGAAGCAUAUCAAUAU
Hyposmocoma kahamanoa is the source of this 1193-nucleotide messenger RNA. RefSeq lists its product as uncharacterized. The record is from RefSeq and is a predicted model, not a curated record. Bases 68 to 1066 code for a protein of 332 amino acids. The transcript has 10 exons. NCBI's taxonomy places the organism in Eukaryota, Metazoa, Arthropoda, Insecta, Lepidoptera, Cosmopterigidae.